AUGAAGGAGUCAACAUUUAAACUCCAAGCCCUUCUACAGGCGUAUCUCCUCUCUAUUGCCUCUGCAUCCCCCGCACCGACCGCAUUCCCCAGCACCGAAGUCAACGUCGCUCCACAAAACCCAAUCAUUACAGCGUCCCCGGUCGUGCACCACCCCUCUCCGAUCGUUGGAAGAAACCUGUUGGACAAUGUGGACUCAUAUGUGGGCAGUGUGCUUUCUGGACUUGGCUCGGAUCUUCCGUCAUGGGUUGCGUCUGGCGUGCCCAACUUCUUCCAGGGUUUCCCGAGUGGUGACGCAGUUGUCAGUUCCCUCGGCCUGGACAGUACAGAGUUAGCAGCUUUGCCUACCAACGUGCUAAACAUUGACCCCUAUGCCAAUUGGACCAAUUCGGGCUGGAACGUCCGCUUCCAUGGAAAUGUCUACAAGCAACCAAAUACCUCAGUCUCUGACUUGAACAAGUUUGCCGAUGUCUUCCUUGGCAACACAAGCAUCUCCGACCUACCCGAAUCCCAGCAGGACCAGGCAAGAAACCUUACAGCGGAAAUCCUUGUUGUGCAACAGGCAAACGUCGCUGUUAACACAAUUCACCUCGAGCCGGCUCCUAGUCAGGGAGCCAGUGGACAAGCGGGUGGUGGUGGCUCAUCGAACACAACGGGCGGCACGCAAGAUAUUACUCUGCCUUACAACACAACGGUAGAGGGUGAUUUUGAUACGUUUGUGCCCAUUGCCAGCGAUGGCCUUACAGCGGGAAAUGAAACUUCCGCAAUUCAGCGACUCAAUACCUACGUGGACGGUGCAACUAUCGGGAAUAGUACUGCCUAUCUCGUGCCUCCUACUGGACUCACGAUCGUGUCCGAUAUUGAUGACAUCCUUCGUGUCACCAAGAUCUAUGAGCCGGAGCAAGGAUUACUCAAUUCCUUUGCCCGGCCAUUUACAGCCUGGGAGAAUAUGCCCGACAUUUACCGCAACUGGUCUGUCAGCGUUCCGAACAUGCAUUUCCACUACCUGACAACCACCCCCGAGCAAAUCACAAGGAAUUACAUGCAGUUCAUCUACGCAAACUACCCCGGCGGCUCUUUUGACACCCGUCCUCUUAACUUCAGCGAUGUCUCCGCAACCCUCUCGAUCCGAAAAUUCCUCUUGCAGAAAGUCUUUGAGACCUACCCCGAGCGCAAGUUUAUCUUGAUCGCCGAUACAAGUAACAGCGACGUCAUGCGCGACUACCCUGAGAUGGCCACGGAGUUCCCUGGCCAGGUUCAGUGCAUCUGGCUCCGCAACACCAGCGCUACGGAUCCCGGUGACAAAUUCCCCUACGACACAUCUGGGUUCAAAAGCUUGAACCAGUCAAACUACAUGUUUUUCCUGAACCCAGAUGAUCUCACGAACUUGGACGUUGCAAGUGGAGAGUGCUACAAUACCUCCAUUCCUCAGAACUUGACCUUCUCAUACCAGGGUCUUCCUGAUGGGCUGGGAGAUACCCCUACUGCAGUCAAUGCCUCAGCAACCCACACUUCGGCUGCUUUUUCUCUGUCACCACAAGGAUCCGGUGGCAUGCAGAAUUUGCUUGUUUUGGUGACGGCCAUUGUUGGUGCUACUUUUGCGUUGUUUUAA
Molecule: messenger RNA, 1611 nt
Organism: Penicillium verhagenii
Lineage: Eukaryota; Fungi; Ascomycota; Eurotiomycetes; Eurotiales; Aspergillaceae
Product: phosphatidate phosphatase App1 family protein
Exons: 2
Coding region: 1-1611 (536 amino acids)
Cellular component (GO): actin cortical patch
Molecular function (GO): phosphatidate phosphatase activity
Source: RefSeq, a predicted model, not a curated record